Molecule: messenger RNA, 500 nt
Organism: Platichthys flesus (European flounder)
Lineage: Eukaryota; Metazoa; Chordata; Actinopteri; Pleuronectiformes; Pleuronectidae
Gene: ferd3l
Product: fer3-like protein
Exons: 1
Coding region: 1-480 (159 amino acids)
Biological process (GO): developmental process; regulation of transcription by RNA polymerase II
Molecular function (GO): RNA polymerase II transcription regulatory region sequence-specific DNA binding; DNA-binding transcription factor activity, RNA polymerase II-specific; protein dimerization activity
Source: RefSeq, a predicted model, not a curated record
AUGGAUGUGGAGCUGCCGGGCCGCUUAGUGGACUCUGCGUUAAUCAAUUUUGUCAAUGACAUGAGCCUGAUAGAGUUUCCGCAGAAGAUAGCGUUGGGACCCAAGCAGGUGAAUACCACCACACCCAGCCCGAGCAACCAGGCGCGGCAGGACGACUCGUCUUGGAGUCUGAGCCUGGAGAACGACGCGCGCACAGGGGAGCUCCGCGCCGAGCGUCUGGCGAUGAGCCCGCCGAGGUACUACAGCCGCGGGGCGCACGACCACGCCGCUUCCAAACGCAGGAGGAUCAUCACCGUGGUGCAGCGCCAUGCGGCCAACGUGCGGGAAAGAAAGCGGAUGUACAGCCUGAACGAGGCGUUUGACGAGCUCAGGACGAAAGUUCCCACAUUCGCGUACGAGAAGAGACUGUCCCGCAUCGACACCUUGCGCCUCGCCAUCGUCUACAUCUCCUUCAUGAGGGACCUGCUGAAGAACACAUGACACUCAACCCGAUGUUAAGU